This is a messenger RNA of Salvelinus fontinalis (brook trout), 1457 nucleotides long. Its product is annotated as protein shisa-like-2A. Bases 210 to 704 code for a protein of 164 amino acids. The transcript is spliced from 3 exons. The record is from RefSeq and is a predicted model, not a curated record. Lineage: Eukaryota; Metazoa; Chordata; Actinopteri; Salmoniformes; Salmonidae.
GAGAGAGAGAGAGAGAUGGGAGGGGUGCUCUAGAACUCUAUAUGAUAUGUCGAGGUGCAAAGUUUAGUCCCAUUUCAGUGGCAUCCUUGGAAUAAAUGUUUUGCACUUUUCAGCAGAGCAAUGUGUGGAUAGAAUUACAAUGAGACCUUUAAACAUCUAAGAAAAUCAUCUCUCCGACUCUUCUCCUUUAGAGUGUGUUUUCUACCAGCAUGAGUUCGGAGUGCACCAGCUACUACAGCGCAGAGAAUGUGUUUAUGAACGGCUCUUCCUGUCCUAAAGAAGGGAGCGAUCCGAGCGCGACAUUCUGCUGCGGAUUUAACGAUAUCAAGUAUUGCUGUGAUGAUCCCAACAGCUUUUUCCCUUAUGAGUAUGGAUACAUGUGGUGGCUCAGCUUUGGGGCUCUGAUAGGUCUGUCCAUAGCAGCGGUGGUCCUCCUGGCCUUCCUCAUCACAGUCUGUGUCCUCUGCUACCUCUUCAUCGCCACUAAGCCCAGUCGCCUGGACAACGGCCUACCACUACGAGCACCAGGGUUGGAACCCAGUGAGGGCCCCAGCCACUCCGGCCCAGCACCUUCCAUCGGCCCUCACGGCUUCAGGAAGCACUUCUUCAGCAGGAAGCUGGACUGUGACAACCAGCCACCCGACCCUGAGAGAUUGUUCCAGAGGUGCUUCGUCACCACCGUCAACAUGGAGGGCCCAUCAUAGUGCUCAAAAUAUGGAGGGCACUUUGUAGGAUGCUUAGGAGGUAAUGGAGGGCCCUUCAUAGUGCUCAAAAUAUGGAGGGCACUUUGUAGGAUGCUUAGGAGGUAAUGGAGGGCCCUUCAUAGUGCUCUUAAUAUGGAGGGCACUUUGUAGGAUGCUUAGGAGGUAAUGGAGGGCCCUUCGUAGGACGCUUAAUAUGGAGGGUACUUUGUAGGACGCAUAAAGGCCCAGUGCAGUCAAAAACGUGAUUUAUUUGUGUUUGAUAUACGCUGCUCAAAAAAAUAAAGGGAACACUUAAACAACACAAUGUAACUCCAAGUCAAUCACACUUCUGUGAAAUCAAACUCUCCAAUUAGGAAGCAACACUGAUUGACAAUAAAUUUCACAUGCUGUUGUGCAAAUGGAAUAGACAAAAGGCGGAAAUUAUAGGCAAUUAGCAAGACACCCCCAAAAAAGGAGUGAUUCUGCAGGUGGUGACCACAGACAACUUCUCAGUUCCUAUGCUUCCUGGCUGAUGUUUUGGUCACUUUUGAAUGCUGGCGGUGCUCUCACUCUAGUGGUAACAUGAGACGGAGUCUACAACCCACACAAGUGGCUCAGGUAGUGCAGUUCAUCCAGGAUGGCACAUCAAUGUGAGCUGUGGCAAAAAGGUUUGCUGUGUCUGUCAGCGUAGUGUCCAGAGCAUGGAGGCGCUACCAGGAGACAGGCCAGUACAUCAGGAGACGUGGAGGAGGCCGUAGGAGGGCAACAACCCAG